UUCCACAUUCCCAUUUUCAGAUGAUAGAAUAGAAUUAAUUACGAAGCAAUUAAAAAAGGAAUUUUAUUAAGGACAUGCCCAGUAUGCCACCGCUGUUUAGAACCGAUAUAUAUAUAUCUCACUGCUCUCUGCCCAGCAACAGAGAGCCACUACAGACUGACAUUUCAAUGGGACUUAUUCGCGAGUUGAAGAUCCACCGCAGAAGAAGCCAAUGGCGGAGCUGAGAAGAAGAGAGUCAUCUUGUUGAAGCCUGCAGGAUUGCCUUGAAUUUUAUCUUCAAAGGAUCAUUGUAUAUAAUCACCAAGGGAUCAUGAGUACUGUUGAUAAUAAAUCAGAUGGUGAAUAUUCUGUGAUUGGUGAUAAAGGUGAUCUCGGAUUCAUUGACAUUGAGAACUAUAAAUCUCGUGGCAGCUAUGAUCUAGAUGGAGAGAGUGAGAUAGUUGUAAUAUCUGCUCCAUUUGCUUUGGUAAAUGGAAGACCAGUGUCUGGCUCUGUAGGAGAAACGAUUGUAAAUGCAAUCACUGUAAAAAAUAUUACAGAUGACUCAUUGGAUUUAUGGUCAAUAAAGAUUUAUGACUCGAAACCUGUGGAUUCUUUCACACUCUCUUUGAUGGAGCCUCCAACAGCAAGUUCUGAUGUUGAUUGUAUUGAAGAAUUUGUGGAAACCUUUAGUGUGGAGGAUAGAACACUGAGGCCAGGGCAAACUUUAACUGUUUGGCUAUCUUGUAAACCCAAGGAAAUUGGACUGCACACAUCAGCAGUACACUUUUAUGUUGGUGAUGAGACAAUAGAGCGUCUGGUUUUUGUUUUGGCAGAAGACAAGGUUUGCCAGUCCUUAGUUUCAAAAAGGCCAUAUCAUAGAGAAAGGAAGAACAAAGUCGAUGGUUUCACAGUUGAUGCUUAUGUGGUGGGGUCUCGUCCUUCAAGGGGCUCCAGUCGAGGCGUCAAGCAUAGGCCGCCUGACUACCCAAUCCCGAGGGAAGUCAGAGAGCUGAUCGAGAAAAAACUGACUCCUGAUGUUAUCAUAGAAGGUUUAAAAAGGGAAACCUAUUUGACCUAUUUCAAAACAUUACUAGCAAUUGAAGAAAUUAAAAUGGAGGAAAACAUGAGGGAAUAUGAUAUGGAGUAUGCCACCAUGAAGCACAGGGGCAUGCAAUUCUUAUCCCUUGAGGUCCCAGAUCUUGCUGAGAGAAGGCCUUCACUUGUGUGCGGAGACUACAUUUUUGCAAAGCCAGCAUAUCAAGAUGCAUGGGGGGCCAAAGCCACUAAAACUUAUCAGGGAUUCAUACAUCGAGUAGAGGCUGAGGAAGUGUUUUUGAAAUUUGACAAGGAGUUUCAUGCAACCCAUAGAGAGGAUAAUGUCUACAAUAUACAGUUCGCGUUUAAUCGGAUUGGCAUGCGGAGGAUGAUUCAGGCAGUUGAUGCUGCAGAUAAGAGUUUGACUAAAGAAUUUCUCUUCCCUUCAGAAUUUUCUAGGAGGAGACGUAUUCAUACCACUCCACUGAAACCUGUAUCACAUGUGCUUAAUGCACAGCAAUUGAGUGCAGUUGAGAAGAUUCUUGGUUGCAGAGGAGGUGCUGCGUAUGUUAUCCAUGGGCCUCCUGGCACAGGGAAAACGAAGACCCUUAUAGAAGCUAUACUCCAGCUAUACAUUCGGAGCAAGAAUGCUAGAAUUCUUGUUUGUGCACCAUCAAAUAGUGCUGCUGACAAUAUACUGGAGAAACUUCUCAGUGAGCAGGCAGUUGAACUCCAGAACAAUGAAAUCUUCAGGCUUAAUGCAAUCACGCGCCUUGUCAAUGAUGUUUCUCCUAAUCAUCUUGGGUUUUGCUUGGUUGAAGAUGAAACUUUCAAGUGCCCCCUUUUGAGGGACCUGAUUCGCUUUAGGAUCAUAAUAUCUACCUAUACUAGUGCAUUUAAUCUUUAUGCUGAAGGCAUCAAGCGAGGGCACUUCUCUCACAUCUUCUUAGAUGAAGCAGCACAGGCUUCAGAGCCUGAGACCAUGAUUCCUCUCGCUCAUUUUGUAGGGAAGGAAACUGUGUCUGUUCUUGCUGGCGAUCCCUUGCAACUUGGUCCUAUUAUCUUCUCAAAAGAUGCAGAAAAUUAUGGUCUAGGAAUAUCAUUCAUUGAAAGGCUAUAUGAUAGCAGUGUAUAUGGGGAUCCAAAUUAUUUUACGAAAUUAUUGAGAAACUAUCGGUGCCAUGAAUCAAUAUUGAGCCUUCCAUCAGAUAUGUUUUACAAAGGAGAGCUGAUUCCAUGCAAAGAAGAUAACCAAAACCUGUCCCCUAAUUGGGUUGAUCUCCUCCCUAACAAGGAGUUUCCUUUGCUUUUCAUUGGAGUACAAGGUUUUGACGAGAGGGAAGGAAACAAUCCCUCAUGGUUUAAUCGUAUUGAGGCUAGCAAAGUUGUUGAAGUAGUCAGCAGUCUGAUUGAGGACAAAGGACUAAAAGGGGAAGACAUUGGAGUUAUAACACCUUACAGGCAACAAGUGCUCAAGAUACGAAGAGUUCUUGAAAGUUCUGACAUGAAUGAGGUAACGGUUGGCAGCGUGGAACAAUUCCAAGGUCAAGAAAGAGAAGUCAUUAUCAUUUCUACAGUGCGUUCAACUGUGAAACAUAAUGAAUUCGACAAGAUUCACUACUUGGGAUUUUUGAGUAACCCUAGAAGGUUUAAUGUAGCUAUUACUCGAGCUAAAUCUUUGCUUAUUGUUAUUGGGAAUCCUCACAUCAUUUGCCAGGAUCCAUAUUGGAACAAGCUUCUGUGGUAUUGUGUAGGGAAUGACUCCUACAAGGGUUGCUUUUUGCCAGUAAAGCAGGAAAGCGUUACUCAUGAAUCUGCUGGAUGGAGAAAUGAAGAGCCGAAUCAUCAGCUAUUUGAAGAUUGGAGAAAUGUUGAGCCUAUUAAGCAAGAAUCAGAAUCUGGACAUAACUGGGAUGGUAUCACACCUCCUGCAUCUGGUAAUAAUUGGAAUGAUAUCCCGCCAACUGAAUCUGGUUAUAAUUAUGAAGACCUCUCACCACCUGUUACUAAUGAAAAUGAAUGGUCCGAUGGUUGGAAGUAAUACUAAUAGUGGGAAAGAAAGCUUACUUGCAGUGGAAAUGAAUUGUUUAUAGAUAUGAGUUAAUCCAAUUUAUAGUGGGAUAGAGGCGAUGUUGCAAUAGGCAACACUUUACAAAGUGUUGCAUUAGGCAACGCUUUAUAGUGCAUGAUUUCUGGGUUUAUUCAUCUUUCUUUGUUUAUUCUCUGAAUUUUAGUGUAAAGGUGUUCUAAGACAAAGUAUUGCUCUCUACAACAUGAACUUGUUUCCGUUUUUCUUGAAUGCAACCAUGCAGGUAGCACUACUAACAUUUCAAUUCCAAAAUCACACCUAUUUAAGUGCUAAAAGAGUAAUUUUAGC
Cuscuta epithymum is the source of this 3394-nucleotide messenger RNA. Lineage: Eukaryota; Viridiplantae; Streptophyta; Magnoliopsida; Solanales; Convolvulaceae. The record is from the annotation of a GenBank genome assembly.